Messenger RNA from Athene cunicularia (burrowing owl), 1164 nucleotides. Its product is annotated as glycine-rich cell wall structural protein-like. The transcript is spliced from 3 exons. The record is from RefSeq and is a predicted model, not a curated record. Bases 1 to 1164 code for a protein of 387 amino acids. Lineage: Eukaryota; Metazoa; Chordata; Aves; Strigiformes; Strigidae.
AUGAAUACAGAGAGGAGUGCAGGCGGUGGCCCUGCCGUUGGCGGUGGCCCUGCCGUUGGCGGUGGCCCUGCCGUUGGCGGUGGCCCUGCCGUUGGCGGUGGCCCUGCCGUUGGCGGUGGCCCUGCCGUUGGCGGUGGCCCUGCCGUUGGCGGUGGCCCUGCCGUUGGCGGUGGCCCUGCCGUUGGCGGUGGCCCUGCCGUUGGCGGUGGCCCUGCCGUUGGCGGUGGCCCUGCCGUUGGCGGUGGCCCUGCCGUUGGCGGUGGCCCUGCCGUUGGCGGUGGCCCUGCCGUUGGCGGUGGCCCUGCCGUUGGCGGUGGCCCUGCCGUUGGCGGUGGCCCUGCCGUUGGCGGUGGCCCUGCCGUUGGCGGUGGCCCUGCCGUUGGCGGUGGCCCUGCCGUUGGCGGUGGCCCUGCCGUUGGCGGUGGCCCUGCCGUUGGCGGUGGCCCUGCCGUUGGCGGUGGCCCUGCCGUUGGCGGUGGCCCUGCCGUUGGCGGUGGCCCUGCCGUUGGCGGUGGCCCUGCCGUUGGCGGUGGCCCUGCCGUUGGCGGUGGCCCUGCCGUUGGCGGUGGCCCUGCCGUUGGCGGUGGCCCUGCCGUUGGCGGUGGCCCUGCCGUUGGCGGUGGCCCUGCCGUUGGCGGUGGCCCUGCCGUUGGCGGUGGCCCUGCCGUUGGCGGUGGCCCUGCCGUUGGCGGUGGCCCUGCCGUUGGCGGUGGCCCUGCCGUUGGCGGUGGCCCUGCCGUUGGCGGUGGCCCUGCCGUUGGCGGUGGCCCUGCCGUUGGCGGUGGCCCUGCCGUUGGCGGUGGCCCUGCCGUUGGCGGUGGCCCUGCCGUUGGCGGUGGCCCUGCCGUUGGCGGUGGCCCUGCCGUUGGCGGUGGCCCUGCCGUUGGCGGUGGCCCUGCCGUUGGCGGUGGCCCUGCCGUUGGCGGUGGCCCUGCCGUUGGCGGUGGCCCUGCCGUUGGCGGUGGCCCUGCCGUUGGCGGUGGCCCUGCCGUUGGCGGUGGCCCUGCCGUUGGCGGUGGCCCUGCCGUUGGCGGUGGCCCUGCCGUUGGCGGUGGCCCUGCCGUUGGCGUCAGAGCUCCAGAGAAUCUGUGUGGCACUCUUGUGCUAAGCCACCAGCUGUAUCGUGCUGCACUGGAAAUGGGCCUUAUGCGCCGCCCCCUGUAA